This is a messenger RNA of Pelobates fuscus (common spadefoot toad), 807 nucleotides long. RefSeq names its product LLP homolog, long-term synaptic facilitation factor (gene LLPH). The record is from RefSeq and is a predicted model, not a curated record. Gene Ontology annotation, molecular function: RNA binding. Gene Ontology annotation, cellular component: nucleolus. Lineage: Eukaryota; Metazoa; Chordata; Amphibia; Anura; Pelobatidae. Bases 91 to 456 code for a protein of 121 amino acids. Gene Ontology annotation, biological process: dendrite extension. The transcript is spliced from 3 exons.
AGAGUAGCUGUCCAUAUCCGGUGAGCACGGGGCCGCAUGGUGACUUGGGUUUAGAGGCUGCGCUGAGGACUCGCAUUGUAACUCACUAAAAUGGCUAAAAGCUUAAGAAGCAAAUGGAAGCGAAAAAUGCGUGCAGAAAAGCGCAAGAAGAAUGCGCCUAAAGAACUUGCUCGAUUAAAAAAUGUCGUAGCCAAAGGAAAGGCAGAUGUUUUGAUGGAAGAUGUGAAAGAUGUCGCAACGGUUGUGACUGUUGAGAAAAUUAAGGAAAAAUCUGAAAUGGAAGCCAAUACUUCGGAAGGUAAGAUGGAAACCGAUGCAAAACGAACCAAGAAAAGCCUCCUUAACGAACACGGUCAGUAUCCAGCCUGGAUGAACCCAAGGCAUCAAAAGAAGCUGAGAACUCAACGAGGAAAGAAGAAAGGGAAGACAAAACCCCACAAAGGAUUAGCGUGGUAGAUGGUCUUUCGAGAGUAUUUUAUUGGACUUUAACUGUUUGGCUACAUGCUGGUGUUUAACAAGGAUUGGCUACCAGAUCUUCUAAAUGUGCAGAAUGAAGUAACACCAAGCCUGACGGACAGAACACUAUCAAGAAUAUAUCUAUAUUUUUGUAGUUGCCUGACUUUCUUUUAUUUUACAGUAUAAUUAAGCCUUUAGUAUACUUGAGUGCCUUCCUGUAAGGCAUUAGGGUGUUAAGCCUUUUUCUGUAAUGUUAUGCACACAUUGCCUAAUAAGUGAGAUGUUGAUCAGUUUUUUCUGCCCCUGAGACUUGAUUGACAGGGAGUUGAAUAAAAUGAAUGCUUGCUGUCA